AUGGCGACUGUCGUCGUCCAGCAGCAACAUGCGCUGCAGCACUCGACCCCGCCGCCCUCGCCCAUCCCGCCGGCGCGCUUGGUCAACCGCCGAGGCAGCCCAAUCCCGAACAAACACCUGCCCAUCUGCCCACCGGGGCCGUCGCCAUCGGAACCCGCCUCCCACGAUUCGCUAGGGGUUCGAACGGCCAACGAUCAGACUUCCUCGCUCCUGUACCCACCAGAUGGCUUGGUGCGCCUCUCGGGCCCGCCGUCGCCAACGGUAUAUGCACUGGAUGCCGAGACAUUGGCCGCCGCACUGAACCACCAGGCCGCUCAGCCCAUGCCAGACCCAUCGCAGAUGUUCCCAUGGCUGCAUGGGCUGCACCCGGACAACCACUUACAGCUGGGCUUCUUCUCCAGUCGGAAGCGGUCGCUGCGUCGCCCCCCUAAAUGCUGGCGCGGCAUCACGGUCGUCAAGCUCGGCGGCGAUCUUACCAGGGCACGCGUGAAGGGGGCCGUGUGCGCCCAUGAGGUGAUAACUCCGUCGGCGCGCUUCUUGAUUUCCGACCCGCCGGAGGGCUUCUCGGUCCGGAACUUCCAGAUCCAGACCGCCAAAUUGGCGGCCCUGUCGGAUAUUAUUGUCUACGCCGAAGAUGGUGCCAGUCGAUCCCAAAUGCUUGCUCUGGCAGAGGACUUUGCAACCGCCCAGCAGGCCUGGCGACUGAAGAAUGACCCCACCCAGGAGCGACCCGCAUACAACACCUUUGUUCUCACCACUAGCUUUGCCGAAUUGGAGAAGAAAUGCCCCAACAUAGUGGCCAUCGAUUCCAAGGGCCAAGUCACAGGACAAGUGAUGGACUUUGUCCUAUGGGAACGGGUAGAAAUGUGCAGCAUGUCCCGGGCAUCGGAAAUUUCGGCCAAUGUCUUCCUCGGGCCCACCCCAGACUAUAUCCUGAGACCAGACGCAUGUCAGCUCCCAAAACAAGAGGUCUAUGAUCUUUUGAUCGAAGCUAGCGAUCUGGCCAGCAUCCCUGGACCCCGUUUCUUGGGUAUGAUUGACAAGCAGCUUGAAGAUGGCACUCAGCGCAUGGAGUUCCCCUCAUCCGGCUCCAUUGUUCUCCCCUCGGGCAAUACCCGCGAGGUGGAAGAUAUCGUCAACACGAUCCGUUGGAUCUAUUAUCUGGCGAACCCAGACCAGCCAGCCGAGGGGGCCGAUCAUGAAGGCGAUGUCGCCAUGACCCAUGCCAGAAAGAAGCCGCGUCGAGUUUUUAUCCACUGUGCAGAUGGGUACACCGAGAGCUCGCUGCUGGCUGUUGCGUAUUACAUGUUUGCCGAGGGUGUCCCUGCGCCGGAAGCCUGGCUCCAGCUGCACUGUAACAAGAAGCGCAACUUCUUUACUUACCCCACGGACGUCGCCUUCCUGAGUCACAUCCAACCGCGUCUGUUGCAAGAAAGUCCUGCGAGGCGAUCCGCCCACACAUCCUGCAAUUGGGAUCCUGACUGGUUCUUGAAGAUGGACGGGUCCCUACCCAGCCGCAUUUUGCCGUAUCUGUAUUUGGGGAACCUCAACCACGCGAACAACCCGGAGCUGCUGUGGGAGGUCGGGAUCCGGCGUGUUUUGAGCAUUGGCGAGCCUGUCCACUGGACUGAAGAGGAGCGCUCGAAGUGGGGCCAUGAGAAUUUGGUGUUUAUCGACAAUGUGCAAGAUAACGGCAUCGACCCGUUGUCGCAGGAGAUUGAUCGGUGUUUGGAGUUCAUCGGAAAAGGAAAGAGCGAUGGAACUGCGACCUUAGUACACUGUCGUGUGGGCGUUUCCAGAUCCGCCAGUGUCUGUAUCGCCGAGGUGAUGUCCUCACAGGGCUUGUCUUUUCCUCGCGCUUAUUGCUUUGUCCGAGCUAGACGCUUGAAUGUGAUCAUCCAACCUCAUCUGCGCUUUGUCUAUGAACUUCUGCAGUGGGAAGGGUUCCAAAAGCACAAACGGAACGCCUCCAUACCGCGCGAGUUAGAAUGGGCAACCGUCUCGCGCGAGAUCGCGCUUCUCAAUAAGCCCUACUCAAGAACCUAG
Molecule: messenger RNA, 2046 nt
Organism: Penicillium canariense
Lineage: Eukaryota; Fungi; Ascomycota; Eurotiomycetes; Eurotiales; Aspergillaceae
Gene: pps1
Product: tyrosine/serine/threonine protein phosphatase PPS1
Exons: 6
Coding region: 1-2046 (681 amino acids)
Biological process (GO): nuclear DNA replication; protein dephosphorylation
Molecular function (GO): protein tyrosine/serine/threonine phosphatase activity
Source: RefSeq, a predicted model, not a curated record